Molecule: messenger RNA, 2867 nt
Organism: Acanthoscelides obtectus
Lineage: Eukaryota; Metazoa; Arthropoda; Insecta; Coleoptera; Chrysomelidae
Source: the annotation of a GenBank genome assembly
GAGGCGCAUGGCCGGGGCCCCCUAUAAGCCGGGGCCCCGGGGCACUGCCCCGGUUUGCCCUAUGAUAGCUACGCCCUUGGUUAAGCUUCUGAUAAUAUUGUGAAUUUUCAUUUGCUACAUGCAGCGUCCAUCUAUCUGUAAUAAUAAAAGGAAGUUACGACUUUUUAACUCCUAUCAAGUCGCAUACAAUACAAUGAAGGAAAAAUGAUUCAAAUACAAUUAUCUCAAAACUGCUUAUCUGGCUCUGAGGUACAGAUAGUUUAUAACAGCUAGUGUUGACCUUUUGUUGAAAAACCUACAAAAUGUCACUUUUGAAGAUACGUACUACUGCUGCGCAGCCUCGAAAAAAGUUGUUGGAGUAUUUCACUUAUCUAAUUUAUUUAUAUCUAUUUUUCAGGAUGGUGGAAGCCCCUUAUUUGUCGCAUGUCAGUGUGGACACAUGGAGAUAGUCAAGGAGCUAAUCAAAAGGGGAGCUAAAGUCAAUAGUCACAUGAAGGACAAGGCCACACCUCUGUUCAUCGCAGCUCAAAAUGGCCACUACAAGAUCCUAGUGUAUCUUCUAGCACAGGGCGCGGAACCGGAUUUCCGGAGAACUGACGGCGCGACGCCGCUCUGGAUAGCCGCGCAAAUGGGCCAUGACCACAUUGUGGCCCAGCUACUGAAAGCGGGGGCAUUCGUGGACGCAUCGAGGCAUGAUGGUGCAACGCCGUUAUUCAAGGCCGCUCAUAAAGGGCAUUCGGCUGUCGUCGGGGAGUUAUUAAAAUAUAAACCAUCCCUAGAAAUAUUAACGAAUGGAGAAAGUGCUCUACAUGCAGCUGCCUUUUCUGGCAGCCUCACAGUCUGCAAGCAGCUGAUAGGGGCAGGAGCAGAUCCGAAUCUUAAAAAUCAGGAAGGCUACACGCCCGCUGACCUGGCGCAGAAACAGAAGCACAAUGCAGUGUACGAAUACUUAGGAAGCUUCGCAGGACAUCGAAACAAAAAUUAGUCACUGGGUCAAGUGUCUUUGGGUGUACUUAAGUCUUUGUUAAAGAAGUUCCGGUAGCUCCUUAGAUAUGUCGUAAAGAUGCUAACGAAAAAUCAAAAUGUCAUUCCACACAUCUGUGCCUCCUCUUUAGUUAAAGAGACGUCUCUAAAAUGGCAUUCCAUCACAGUUUGUCCCUUACAAGCUAGUUGAAACUUGCUUCAACAUAAUGAAGAAAAAUAAGUUUUUUGUACAAGUCAGUUUCUCUUUGUAAUGACCAUGGAGCCUAUAUGCCAGGAGGUGCUAUGGACAGUGCUGCCAAACGAAAAACGGUAAAUUGGAAAAAUGACAUAUUAUUAUUGCACACAGAACACAGGCGUAGACAGGUCUUUUUAUGAACAUAAAAACAAAUUAAACUUAAAAAAUAUAAUAUAACGACUACUGUAUAACAGGCACAAACAAAAAUAAUAAUUUUAAUAUAAAGAUGUAGUCCAAAAUCGUUUGGCAUAUUUUUAAUUUUACCACCAGGAUAAAAUAGAUUAAAAUGACUAACUAAGCGCUUCCUAGCUAAAAAGAGAACUUUAGAAAUGUCUUUUCUAAUUCCAAAAAAAACAAAUAAAAAUGAGCGAAAAAUAAAAAAUAAUUUUCAUGAAAAAUAGAGCGCGACUGGAUUUUGCCUUGAUUUCUUCUAUUUCAAUAACAAAACAUUUCGAUCAUCUUUGGUGUUAUACGAAUGCUAUUUGGAAAUACUAGAAAUCAUGCCGACAUUGAUACUGAAACUGUAACAAACUACUUGAUAUUUUUGAACAUACUCUAUUUCAUUGCUAUGUUUUCAUUAAGUUAAUAGCGGAGAAUAUCCCCUCAAAAUUAGCAUAGAACAAAAUAAAAUGCACUUUUUUAGCUUUGCUUUCCAAUUCAGCUUUUUUUCGGUGAAAAAAUUUGUAAAUAUCUGAAAUAUUUUAAAAAAUCGUGGAAGAUGAGGAGGUUUUCGACAUUUCGGUAAACGUGGUUUCAUUUCUGUAGAAACACCGAAAAAUCGGUAGGUUUGACAACCCUGGCAGAGAUGAUUUAAAAACGACCCCGAAAGUUGACGCCUGGAAAACCAGUGGUGCUCUGACAGGGUUGCCAUGUUGGAAAUGUUCCCCUAAAUUUGGAGGAUUUUUACUUGGUGCGAAUUUUUUUGGGAUAUCAGCACAGCAAAAAUUUUUUUCAGCCUCAGAUAAUUUACUACGGCGUCAAGUUUUGGGGUCGUUUUUUGCCGGUUCUCCUGGUAUAUAGGCUUCAUAGAGCAGAUUUUUCUAAAACAGGAUAAUCGAAUAAAAUUGUAGUACAGUGAGAUUAAAUGCGUACAGAUAUUUGUCAAUAUUUCAUCACGGUUAAAUAAAACGAUCCUUACGCCCCAAGUGGAACGAAUCUUCUUUUUGGCGCAACGCCAUAAGCAACAACUUGCACAAGUGUAAGUGGCAUUAGACAGUAUUUUGGUGUGGCCAAAUAGAUAAAAAGUUAUCUCGGCUAUAAAAUCUUUAAAAUGUUGAAUCUCAACUCCUUAAUCUGAAAGCUACAGUAUUUUUUAAAAAUGUGUGCCUUUAUAGAAAACAGUUAAUCGCACUAGUUAUCAAUGAUCUUUUUAUGGUAAGGUUACUUACAUACAAUGUUACUGGUACUACAUCAAUGAAUUGAUGAAGUUCAGAUCUAGAGAUAAGCUAAACAGUAUUGAAUAAAAAUGUUUAUUUUUGGAAACUCGAUAGGUUGUGAAGUGCGCAAAAGUUUGACUGAUUUUUAAUGAAUUAUGUUUCAGUUGGUAAUAAACAAAUCGCAAUGUUUUCGUUUGAGGUGAUAUGUUUUAUAUUUUACAUUAUAUUUUAUUUAUGUUAUGUAAAUAUGAGAAUAAAGUAUACGAAUUAAA